CUGUUCUGUCUUCAGUUCUAGGUGCAUGGCCACUGCUGCCAUGCCGGCCACCAACCAGGGCUGGCCCGAGGACUUUGGUUUCCGUCUAGGUGGCUCCGGCCCCUGCUUCGUCCUGGAAGUGGCCGAGGGAAGCAGCGCACAUGCCGGAGGAUUGAGGCCAGGGGACCAGAUCCUGGAGGUGGAGGGGCUGGCGGUGGGCGGUCUGAGCCGCGAGUGUCUCGUGCACCUGGCACGGCGCUGCCCACGUGUGCCACCCAGCCUGGGCGUGCUCCCGGCUCCUGACGGUGUCCACGGCCCGGGAUCCGGCCCCGCGGCCCCGACCACAGCCUUGCGGGCCCCGCGGUGCGGCCGCGGCCUAGCUCUGGGCCGUGAGCUGCUUCGCCUGGCUGGCCGCAAGCGCCUGGACGCGGUGCACCGAGAGCGCAGGCGCAAGGCCCAAGAGUUCAGCCGCAAGGUGGAUGAAAUCUUGGGGGACCAGCCGACUGCCAAGGAGCAGGUGUUCGCCGCACUGAAGCAGUUUGCAGCUGGGCAGCAGGUGGAUGACCUGGUGUGGGCUCUCACCCUGGCGCUGCCCCGAGAGGCCUGCGGGCCACUCCUGGACAACCUCAGGAUCUUCAUCCCCAAGAAGCACCGGGCGCGCUUCGACGAGGUGGUGUCACAGGGCCUCCUGGGCAAGCUGUGCCGCGCCCGCCGGGCCCAGGGCGCGCAGCGACUGCGCCGGAGCCGCAGCGAGGAGCGGCCCGAGCGCCUCCUGGUGUCCACGCGCGCCAGCGCCCCGCCGCGCCGCCCCGAUGAGCCGCCCCCGCGCAGGGCCUCCUUGCUGGUGGGCGGCCUCGCUGGCCCCGGGGGCGCGCGCAGGACUGUCCGAGUCUACAAAGGCAACAAGAGCUUCGGCUUCACACUUCGCGGCCACGGGCCUGUCUGGAUCGAGUCUGUCCUGCCUGGGAGCCCAGCCGACAAUGCUGCCCUCAAGUCAGGUGACCGGAUCCUCUUCCUCAAUGGACUGGACAUGAGGAACUGCUCCCACGACAAGGUGGUGUCCAUGCUGCAGGGCAGUGGUGCCAUGCCCACGCUGGUGGUGGAGGAAGGGCUCGUCCCAUUUGCCAGUGACUCUGAUUCUCUGGACUCGCCCAACCCGUCGUCGGCGCUCACCUCCCUGCAGUGGGUGGCGGAGAUCCUGCCGUCCAGCAUUCGGGUCCAAGGGAGGACCUUCAGCCAGCAGCUGGAGCACCUACUCACGCCUCCUGAGCGCUAUGGGGUCUGCCGGGCCCUGGAGAGCUUCUUCCAGCACAGGAACAUCGACACCCUCAUCGUUGACGUCUACCCUGUGCUGGACACCCCUGCCAAGCAGGUCCUGUGGCAGUUCAUCUACCAGCUGCUGACCUAUGAGGAGCAGGAGCUCUGUCAGGAGAAAAUCGCAUGCUUCCUGGGCUACACGGCCAUGACAGCAGAGCCGGAGCCUGAGCUGGACCUGGAGCCGGAGCCCACGCCUGAGCCCCAGCCGCGGAGCUCCCUGCGGGCUUCCUCCAUGUGCCGCCGCAGCCUCCGGUCCCAGGGCCUGGAGGCCGGCCUCAGCUGCGGUCCCGGCGAGUGCCCUGAGAUGCCUCUUCCCCUGAUCCCAGGCGAGCGCCAGGCAGGCGAUGGCACGUCCCUCCCUGAGACCCCCAACCCCAAGAUGAUGUCAGCUGUCUAUGCAGAGCUUGAGUCUCGACUGAACAGCAGCUUCAAGGGGAAGAUGGGGACCGUGUCCAAAUCCCGGGCUUCCCCUCCAGGCCCCAGCCCAGCAGUCACCACAGGGCCCAGGACCCUGUCCAGCGUCUCGUGGCCCAGCGAGCGACUGUUGCCCUCCCCCUGCUACCACCCGCUGUGUUCGGGGGGCCUGGCCUCCCCCAGCAGCUCUGAGUCCCACCCCUACGCCAGCCUGGACAGCAGCAGGGCGCCCUCCCCACAGCCAGGCCCCGGGCCCAUCUGCCCCGACAGUCCCCCAAGCCCAGACCCUGCCCGCCCGCCCAGCCGCAGGAAGCUCUUCACCUUCUCCCAUGCUGUGCGAAGCCGAGAUACUGACCGCUUCCUGGACGUGCUGAGCGAGCAGCUGGGCCCCCGGGUCACCAUCGUGGAUGAUUUCCUGACCCCUGAGAACGACUACGAGGAGAUGAGCUUCCAUGAUGACCAGGGCAGCUUCGUAACCAAUGAGCGGAGCAGCGCCAGUGACUGUGCCAGCAGCAGUGAAGAAGGCAGCUCCCUGACCUACUCCUCCAUCUCUGACCACAUCCCCCCACCCCCGCUCAGCCCCCCACCCCCGCCACCCCUGCCUUUCCAUGACCCUAAGCCCAGCUCCCGUAGCUCUGAUGGUUCCCGGGGCCCUGCUCAGGCACUAGCCAAGCCCCUCACCCAACUCAGCCACCCAGUCCCUCCACCACCCCCACCGCCCCUGCCUCCACCCGUGCCCUGUGCACCCCCCAUGCUGUCCCGGGGCCUGGGCCACCGGCGCAGUGAGACCAGCCACAUGAGCGUCAAGCGCUUGCGGUGGGAACAGGUGGAGAACUCAGAAGGCACCAUCUGGGGUCAGCUGGGGGAAGACUCCGACUAUGAUAAGCUGAGUGACAUGGUGAAAUACCUCGACCUGGAGCUCCACUUCGGUACCCAGAAACCUUCUAAACCGGUGCCGGGGCCGGAGCCCUUCCGGAAGAAGGAGGUGGUGGAGAUCCUGUCCCAUAAGAAGGCCUACAACACCUCCAUCCUCUUGGCGCACCUGAAGCUGAGCCCCGCGGAGCUGCGCCAGGUGCUGAUGAGCAUGGAGCCCCGGCGCCUGGAGCCCGCGCAUCUGGCGCAGCUGCUGCUCUUCGCGCCCGACGCCGACGAGGAGCAGCGCUACCAGGCCUUCCGCGAGGCGCCCGGCCGCCUCAGUGAGCCGGACCAGUUCGUCCUGCAGAUGCUGUCAGUUCCCGAAUACAAGACGCGCCUGCGCAGCCUGCACUUCCAGGCCACCCUCCAGGAGAAGACAGAGGAGAUCCGAGGCAGCCUUGAAUGCUUGCGCCAGGCCUCUCUGGAGCUCAAAAACAGUCGGAAGCUCGCCAAGAUCCUGGAGUUUGUGUUGGCCAUGGGCAACUAUCUCAACGAUGGACAGCCCAAAACCAACAAGACCACGGGCUUCAAGAUCAACUUUUUGACAGAGCUGAACUCCACCAAGACAGUGGAUGGGAAGUCCACCUUCCUGCACAUCCUUGCCAAAUCGUUGAGCCAGCACUUCCCUGAACUCCUGGGCUUUGCUCAGGACCUGCCCACCGUGCCCCUGGCUGCCAAAGUGAACCAACGGGCCCUGACCAGCGACCUGGCCGACCUCCAUGGCACUAUCAGCGAGAUACAGGACGCCUGCCAGAGCAUUUCCCCUUCUAGCGAGGACAAGUUUGCAGUGGUCAUGUCAUCCUUCCUGGAGACGGCCCAGCCGGCACUUCGGGCGCUGGACGGGCUGCAGCACGAGGCCAUGGAGGAGCUGGGCAAGGCACUGGCCUUCUUUGGGGAGGAUUCCAAGGCCACCACCUCUGAGGCUUUCUUCGGCAUCUUUGCAGAGUUCAUGAGUAAAUUCGAGCGAGCGCUGAGUGACCUGCAGGCCGGGGAGGGCCCGCGCAGCUCCGGGAUGGUUUCACCCCUGGCCUGGUGACAGUGGCCACACCGCGUCCUCUGCGGCCUGAGUAGGGAGAUGGAGGCUGAGAGGGCAGCCCAGACACUGCCGAGGUCCGGGGCCACUGCGCCCUGGGCUCCGAGCACACCGCCAGCCUCUCCUGCAGCUACCUCAGCCGCUGAGCUGUGGCCGGGCCCUCCUCUGCCAGCCCUUGUUCCUACCCCCAGGCCCAGAACCAGAUGCUGUAGGAGCGGGUGCUGAGUGUGCCUGCACCUGGAGGACCGUGCUCCGUCGGCUUCCUGGGCCCACUUCCCGCCUCGCUCCCAGGCUGUCAGGGGGGCCUGGAGGGUGGAUUACAAAGUGGCCACA
Molecule: messenger RNA, 3991 nt
Organism: Symphalangus syndactylus (siamang)
Lineage: Eukaryota; Metazoa; Chordata; Mammalia; Primates; Hylobatidae
Gene: GRID2IP
Product: Grid2 interacting protein
Molecular function (GO): protein binding
Source: RefSeq, a predicted model, not a curated record